Messenger RNA from Hibiscus syriacus, 456 nucleotides. Its product is annotated as E3 ubiquitin-protein ligase EL5-like. The transcript has a single exon. The coding region runs from base 1 to 456 and encodes 151 amino acids. Lineage: Eukaryota; Viridiplantae; Streptophyta; Magnoliopsida; Malvales; Malvaceae. The record is from RefSeq and is a predicted model, not a curated record.
AUGCAGCACUUAUUCUAUUGGGCUCUUAUUCCAAUAAUCGGAACCGUCGCCAUUGCAGUCAUCGUUUUCACCUUCCUCGUGUACGUAAAUUGGCCAUCAUCGUCAGCUCUUCCCAGAGAGACCCGCCAGUUGAACCUGAGACCUUAUUCAGCUUCGUCGUUCAAGUUCAGCAAGGAAUUGGGGCUGCCCCGAACGAUUGAGUCGGAGCGAGAAGAUGGAGUAGAGUGCGUGGUGUGCUUGUUGGGGUUCGAAGAUGAUGAAGUGAUUCGACAGCUUCACCGAUGCAAGCACUCGUUCCACGCUCCUUGUAUCGAUAUGUGGAUGUAUUCGCAUUCAAAUUGUCCGAUUUGCCGAACCUCCGUCGAUAAGCGAGCUCGUGUCGAUGAUCUUAUGUCGGACGAUAACUCGUCGUGCAUGGAAACGGAGGGCGCACCCACCGAUGUCAAUAUCACCUAG